AUGGUUAAAGAAAAUGAAGCAAUUGUCGUUAAAAAACGACGAAAAUCAAUGAGUAAUAGUAGUAGCACUAAUAGUAAUGCCAGUGCGAUUAAAGAAAACGAUAUGUAUAAGGCAAUAAUUGCAUACGAAGAAAAAGAAGCAACAUCACGCUCCCCUGAACAAGAUUCAAUAAAUUUUUUUUCCACUUGUCAAUCUAUAAGAGACACUAUGAGUAAAAUAGCUAAACUCAAAACCACUGACGAGUCUUCUUCUGCAAAAGAUGAGAUACGUGAAUUGCAAAUUCAAACAUCACUUUCAUUUAUUGAGUUGAAAAAAUUGAACCGUAUGGAAAAAUUCAGGACAAAAUUUGCACGAGAUUCUUUGGCUGAUGCUAAAAGUGAAGUUGACAGCCGUCAUUUACAAUUACAAAAUUUAUUAUAUGAAGUUAUGCAUUUGAAAAAGGAAGUUGUCAAGUGUUUACAAUUCAAAUCUAAGGACGAGUUAAUAGAACUUGUACCUGAAGAAGAAUUUUAUAAAGAAGCACCGGAAAGCCUGAGCCAGCCGGAAAUAACAAAAAAUGAUGAUCACAAACUUCGGUUAGCUCGAUUAGAGUGGGAAUUGACUCAAAGAAAACAAUUGUCCUCGCUGUGUGAUGAAUUAACUGACAACAAAAAAACAGUUGCCGAAAGUAUCGAGACUAAACAGCAGCGACUGGACAAUUUAGGACCACAAUUACGGUCAAUACUUGAAGCAAGUAAACCUCUGCAAGACAGUUUGGGUCUUCCGCUUGAUAAAAUUCACCAAGAACAUCAAAGAGCCAGAUUAUUGCCGUCUCCUUUGUACGUACUUUACGUAAAAGCAACAGCAUAUCGUGACGCAUAUGACUUGAGUUUGAUUGUCAGUGUUGAAGGUGACGAUGAGGACGCUAAGAGGAUAAAUAAUAACGAGGGUACUCAAGAGUCAGACUCGGAUGUUGAAGGGCAAUCAGAGACAUUACCUGAUGAUAUUCCGGUUCAUAAAAAACGGCAUCAUCGUAUUUCACGUGAAGCUAGAGAGGAAGAAAAAAAAUUAAAAAUUCUUCACAAACAUCCACUUGCUGUUAAAAUAAUAAUAACUAUUAAUUCUGAUACUAAAAUAAUAUUAAAUUUUUUUUACUUGACUUUCUUAAAAGUAAUUACUGUUGAAUCAACUCUGGAUAAUAUUGAUAAUGACAACGUUAUUUUGGCUGGUGAUAAUAAUAUGUUAAAUUCCGAGUGUAUUCUUCGUGAGUUGUAUCCCCAAGAUACCGGUUUAGAAAGUCCUAAUCCAGCAAAUAAUUAUCAAUUGAAGCGAUAUCAUUUGGCGGGAUUUUCUUCACUGGGUCUUGGUAUUCCUUACAAGUGGGCUCAGAGAAUGGCUGGUCUUAAUUUUAUUACUGGUGAUAUUAUUAAUUUAUCUGAUGAGCAUAUGACUCGUCAAAAAACAAAUUCACAAAAUAGUAUUGAAAGUAUAUUCAAAGAAAUAAAACGUCGUGUAAAAGCUCGGUUGGAUUUGUCUAGUGAAAUUCAUCUGCUUGAAUCAGGUAACAUUGCACUUUCUGGUGACUUUAGUGAUUCAAUUAAUCCUCAAAAAAUUUCAACUUGUCUCAAUAAAUUUACCUCAAUAUCCUGGAAAAAUUAUUCUACUUAUCCAGAUACUCAAAAUAUUAUUAAAAAUAAUUUAGUAUCACCUUCAGAUAGCUAUUAUGAAGCUGUAUUACGUCAUGAUGAUCAUCAACUUAUUGCGCUAAUUGCAGUAAAGCCAGAUUAUCCAAAAUCACCAGCAAUAAUAAGUGUAAACAUGAAUUCCACGAAAUCAAAUUGGUCAGCAGAUGUUAUUCGUGACAUUGAACGUGAAAUAAAUGUCAUGUGGGAUCAUUAUCCACCUACACUGUCAACCCAAUUACAGCGACUUAGAAUGUGCUUUGAUAUUUAUUUGGAGACUGGAGGUUUGGUACCACGUCAAAAAAUAUUCUUUCAUUCUGUCAAAGGCCGCACACGUGCAUGUCCCUACAAAUAUUUAAAUAUUGGCGGAGGAAUUUUUACUCAACGUUAAUUCAAUUCAAGUAUAUUUUUUAUUAUAAUAUACAUAUAAAUUUUAGUUAA
Molecule: messenger RNA, 2102 nt
Organism: Cotesia congregata
Lineage: Eukaryota; Metazoa; Arthropoda; Insecta; Hymenoptera; Braconidae
Source: the annotation of a GenBank genome assembly